Molecule: messenger RNA, 2799 nt
Organism: Nerophis lumbriciformis (worm pipefish)
Lineage: Eukaryota; Metazoa; Chordata; Actinopteri; Syngnathiformes; Syngnathidae
Source: RefSeq, a predicted model, not a curated record
GCUAGCCAGAUCGCAACACAGAAAGCUAAUGCACAUGCUGGUGUUAUGUACAUCAUUAGCUGCUGAAAGAUAUAAUGCUCACAACACAGGUGUGGUAAAGCUCGCAAACAAGCCCUUUAUGAGAAUAAUUAGUACAAAAUAUGAUGCACUUUUAUGCAUAUACUUUAUAGGCAUAUUUUUCCAGAAGAUUUGGUUUCAAUUUGACUGCAUUGAAGACGUUUGUUGUUGUUGAGAAGAAUGUCUGACAAGAGUGAGCUGAAGGCUGAGCUGGAGAGGAAGAAACAGCGGAUCGCCCAGAUUCGAGAAGAGAAGAAGAGAAAAGAAGAGGAGAAAAAGAAGAAAGAUGUGAGUGGCCCGAGGUGUAAGGCUCCAAACAAGAGGAACUCAUCUUGUCCUUGUUGUGUACAGGGAGACUCCAAGCGUGGUGUGGACCAUGAAGACUCUGACCUGGAGAGGAAGAGGAAGGAGGCAGAGGCCAUGCUGCAGAGUGUUGGCAUCACCUCAGACAUAACACACGCUCAGCCCCUCAGGGUAGUAACAGAAGAUACCUGUCUGUUUCACUACCUAGUCCCCGCCCCCAUGUCUCCCUCCAACAAAUCAGUGGGCAGCGACGCAGGAAGCCAGGAUUCUGGGGACGGAAACGCCGGACCAAGGACAUUGCACUGGGACCCUGACCCCUCUACUCUGCAACUCCACUCCGACUCUGAGCUGAUGGGGCGUGGGGCGGUGAAGCUCACCAUGUCCAAAGUGACUCAAGUGGACAUUGUCCCUAAAGAAAUGGUGUCUUACUCCAAAGAAACCCAGACCCCCACUGAAGCUCACACAGAAGAAAAAGCUGAUGAGGAUGAGGAUGAUGAGAUAAGUGCCCCCCCACCGACAGAGGACACACAAGAAGACAAAGAAGACCAGGGUGACCAGCAGGAGGAGGACACAAUCAAAGAGCUGACUGAAGAAGAGAAGCUGCAGCUCCUGCACUCUGAGGACUUCCUGACCUUCUUUGAGCGUGGCAGCAGGAUUGUGGAGCGAGCGCUGGCCGAGCAGGUGGACGUCUGCUUUGACUACAGCGGGCGAGACCUGGAGGACAAAGAGGGGGACCUGCAGGCAGGAGCCAAGCUGGUUCUGAACAGACAGUUUGCUGAUGAACGCUGGACAAAAAACCGAGUGGUCACCUGUCUGGACUGGUCUCCUCAGUACCCAGAGCUGCUGGUGGCCUCCUACAACAACAAUGAAGAUUGUCCCCAUGAGCCUGACGGAGUGGCGCUGGUGUGGAACAUGAAGUACAAGAAGGACACACCAGAGUACAUCUUCCACUGCCAGUCAGAGGUGAUGUCAGCCAGCUUUGCAAAGUUUCACCCCAACCUGGUGGUGGGCGGGACUUACUCGGGACAGAUCGUCUUAUGGGACAACCGCAGCAACAAGCGCACACCUGUCCAGAGAACUCCCCUGUCUGCAGCUGCACACACUCACCCGGUCUACUGUGUGAACGUGGUGGGCACCCAGAACGCCAACAACCUGAUCAGCAUCUCCACAGAUGGCAAGAUGUGCUCGUGGAGCCUGGACAUGUUGUCCCAGCCGCAGGACAGCCUGGAGCUGGUGUUCAAGCAGAGCAAGGCGGUGGCCGUCACCUCCAUGGCCUUCCCCCUGGGUGACGUCAACAACUUUGUAGUGGGCAGCGAGGACGGCUCUGUGUACACCGCCUGCCGCCAUGGAAGUAAGGCGGGCAUCACUGAGGUGUUUGAGGGCCAUCAUGGUCCUGUGACAGGCCUGAGCUGUCAUACUGCUGCAGGACCUGUGGACUUCUCCCAUCUCUUCAUCUCUGCUUCUUUCGACUGGACCGUCAAACUGUGGAGCACCAAGAGUACCCGCCCACUUUACUCCUUUGAGGACAGCUGCGACUAUGUGUACGAUGCCAUGUGGUCUCCUACGCACCCUGCUCUGUUUGCUUGUGUGGACCUGGCUGGACGUCUGGACCUGUGGAACCUCAACAACGACACUGAGGUUCCCACUGCCAGUGUGUAUGUGGAGGGGGCUCCAGCGCUGAACCGCGUGCGAUGGGCUCACACCGGAAAAGAGAUCGCCACCGGAGACUCUGAGGGACAAGUGCAGGUGUACGACGUGGGCGAGCAAAUCUGCGUCCCCAAAGCAGACGAGUGGACUCGCUUCGUCAGAACUCUCGCUGACAUCAACCAGAACAGAGAUGAAGCUGAGGAGCUGGCCAACGUUUGAUCACACCACACUUUAUCCAGAAAUCACACCCACUACACCACACUUUAUCCCUAAAUCACACUACUCAUCCCUGCUGGACGUGGAGGACCUGGCUGUGCAUCUCCUCCUCUUCAUCAUGACUGUCCAUCUCCUCCUCCUCAUCAUGACUGUCCAUCUCCUCCUCUUCAUCAUGACUGUCCAUCUCCUCCUCAUCAUCAUGACUGUCUAUCUCCUCCUCCCUCCUCCUCAUCAUGACUGUCCAGCUCCUCCUCCUCCUCAUCAUGACUGUCCAGCUCAUCCUCCUCAUCAUCAUGACUGUCCAUCUCCUCCUCAUCAUCAUCAUGACUGUCCAUCUCCUCCUCAUCAUCAUGACUGUCCAUCUCCUCCUCAUCAUCAUGACUGUCUAUCUCCUCCUCCCUCCUCCUCAUCAUGACUGUCCAGCUCCUCCUCCUCCUCAUCAUGACUGUCCAGCUCAUCCUCCUCAUCAUCAUGGCUGUCCAUCUCCUCCUCCUCCUCGUGGCUGGCCAUCUCCUCCUCAUCAAGACUGUCCAUCUCCUCCUCAUCAUCAUGACUGUCCAUCUCCUCCUCCCUCCU